AUGGCGGGCAGCGAAGUGUUUCGAUCUGAGUGGCUGGCGGUAAGCAUACCUUACUGCAAUCCUCGGGUAUCAACUCAUCUGACCUCUCUACAGUUCGAAGAAGAACUCGGCUUCCGUCCUCUCCUCCAUGGCCCUACGUACGAAGGUCUCGUCAAGCAGAACACUGAGAUCGGUCUCAAGCUCGUGGAGCGAUACGACUUCCCGACAGCGGACCCCUCAGUCUCUACGGCUGAAGAGAAGACAUCGAACGGCACGCGAGUCAAGAUAUACACACCUCCUGAACUGAAGCCAGACCAACCAAUAGUCUGCUAUUUUCAUGGUGGUGGAGGGGUGUUUGGAGGAAUUGAUGAUGACGAUUAUAUCGUCACUCGUCACUGCAAGGACACUGGGCUCGUUUUCGUGAGCGUCGAGUACCGCCUGGCACCGUUGCAUCCGCACCCUGCGGGCUUUGACGACUGCGUGGAUGCCGCAAAGUGGUGCAUUGAGAAUGCGAAGAGUCUUGGAAAUCAGAGAAGUAAAGUGCUGUUGAUGGGCGUCUCUGCUGGAGCCACUUUGGCUCUGGCAACUGCUCUGAAGCUGCUGCAUGACCACAGAACGGGAGAGGUGGAGGGCGUCGUGGCUUGCCAGCCUCUCACGCUCCACCCUGACGGCGUGCCCGAGGAAUUCCAGAGCAUGUACACGAGCUAUGACGAGCAUGCCACACAUACGAUCAACACGAAAGCAGCGAUGAAGACGUUCUUGGGUGAGUAUCAAGAUAGACGUGUUUGGCAUCUGAAGCUAAGCUGGGUCCAGACCUCAUUGGCGCUUCCAAGUCGGAUCGAUACCUCUUCUCGGCUCUCAACUCCCAUAUCAAAGACCUCCCUUGCGUAUAUCUCAACUGCUGUGAAGCCGAUACGCUGAGAGACGAUGCGAGGGUCUUGAAGAAGCUCUUGGAUCGCUACGGGUAAGCUGGCCAUCGGCAGGACUUGGAAUAUGCUCACGAACCCUUCUGCAGCGUCCCCAACGAGUAUGACGAGUAUCCUGGUCUACCCCACUUCUUCUUCGCCUACCCAACUCCAGAACUCAAGGAACUCUCCGCCAACUACUUCGCCAAAACGGCCGCGGGCAUCUCAUUCAUCGUCACUUCUUCAAUCCAAUCCCCCCUUCCUCUCAGCUAG
This is a messenger RNA of Lecanosticta acicola, 1157 nucleotides long. The record is from the annotation of a GenBank genome assembly. Lineage: Eukaryota; Fungi; Ascomycota; Dothideomycetes; Mycosphaerellales; Mycosphaerellaceae.